AUGGACUGCCUAGUCUGCUUCAACAAGUACAACAUCUACAGAGUACCAAAGCUCCUGGACUGCCAGCAUGCCUUCUGCGCAGUCUGCCUCAAGCUUAUCCUCAGGAAAGAAGAGAGUACCUGGAUAAUCACCUGCCCCCUGUGCAGAAAAGCCACUUUUGUGUCAGGAGGACUCAUCCGCACACUUCAAAAUAAAGAAGACAUCAUGGAGCAGUUGGAAAACCCCGAUUCAAACCCUGAGGUACACAUCUCUGCCAUAGGGCUGGACAGCAAUAGCUGGACUCAGACCAGCCAAGACACUUUAUACAGAGACGAAAAUGUUCCAGCAGACAACAGACUGGCGAUCCAGAGACUUGUGCUGCUCCUGCUGCUUGUGGUGAUUCUUACUAUCCUCAUCCUCCCGUUUAUACACUCUGGGCUGAUAAAAUGGGUGAUUUGUCUCAUGCUUACUUUGGGGUUGGUCAUGUCUAUGGUGCUUUGCUGCACUCCUAAAUUCUACUGGAGGUGUAACAGGGAAUCGCUCACCUCCCGCCACAAGGAGACCCACAUCGUUGCUAUUGCCUGA
This is a messenger RNA of Pygoscelis adeliae (Adelie penguin), 564 nucleotides long. RefSeq names its product ring finger protein 186 (gene RNF186). The coding region runs from base 1 to 564 and encodes 187 amino acids. Gene Ontology annotation, biological process: protein ubiquitination. Gene Ontology annotation, molecular function: ubiquitin protein ligase activity. The transcript has a single exon. NCBI's taxonomy places the organism in Eukaryota, Metazoa, Chordata, Aves, Sphenisciformes, Spheniscidae. The record is from RefSeq and is a predicted model, not a curated record.